Messenger RNA from Malassezia vespertilionis, 1329 nucleotides. RefSeq lists its product as uncharacterized. NCBI's taxonomy places the organism in Eukaryota, Fungi, Basidiomycota, Malasseziomycetes, Malasseziales, Malasseziaceae. The coding region runs from base 1 to 1329 and encodes 442 amino acids. Gene Ontology annotation, molecular function: protein binding. The record is from RefSeq and is a predicted model, not a curated record. The transcript has 2 exons. Gene Ontology annotation, cellular component: nucleus.
AUGGGUAUUGAGCCGUGCGUGUCUGUACUCGCCGAUACGCUGCACCCAUACCCUGCCACGAAGCUCGGCUUUCAGCCUUCCACGCUGUUUGGCAAGGAGCACGGCAGUGCCAGUGCCUACGACAAACACCGCUCGUAUGGUUGGCAAGGCAGCGAUGCGAGCCUGAGCCGCGCAAGCAGCCAGAGCAGUGCAAGCAGCGCCUCGCAAGCAGAUACGAGCGAGUUUGUCUCCGACGCAAGCGAUGCGUACCCCGACACGGAACUGCUUGCGAGCAGCGCCGAGUGCCUGCACAUCUGGGAACUGACACGCAAUGAUGCGAUGGACGAAAUGCACCAGGAGUACGAAGGGAUGUCGCUGUCCAGCAGCAAGCGCCGCACACCGCCCUUUGCGCUGAAGGAAAAAUGCGCGCUUGCGCAUGCCAAGAACUCGAGCAGUCCGCCCGCACCGCUCACGUCUUUCUCGUGGAACGCGCCGUCGCCGAAUCUGAUCGUGACGUCGAGCAUCGAUACGACGUGCACAAUCUGGGACCUCAAUUCGCGCGUCGCACUCACGCAGCUCAUUGCGCACGAUCGUGAGGUAUAUGACGUAGACUGGUGUCCUGGAAGUGCCGACGUAUUUGCAUCGGUCGGCGCGGACGGGAGUGUGCGUGUAUUUGACCUGCGCAACCUGGAGCACAGCACGAUUAUAUACGAGACCAACUUGCACAAUGAGCACGAUAGCACGACCUACACCUCGAGCUCGACAGCGGUGCCGUUGCUCCGUAUCGCGUUUAAUCCGUGGGAUGCCAACUACCUCGCUACCUUCCACAUCGAGUCGGAUACCGUGCAGAUCCUCGACGUGCGCGCGCCGGGCAGCCCGAUCCUCGAGCUGCGUGGGCACAGCGGCGCAGUGAACAGCAUCGCAUGGGGACCGCCGAGCCAGAUGCAGGGGCGCAAUGGGCCGAGCAAAGGAAUGGUAUGCACCGGCGGCGACGAUGCACAGUGCCUCGUGUACGAUAUGGCGAGCACCACACUACGCAGCGCAUCCGCCCAGGGCCGCCGCUCGAGGAACGGGCAUGGCGGCAGCCCCGCAGCGGGCGCCCCCGACGCACUGCGCAUCGGCGCAGAAGUACCGGUGCUUGCAUAUACGGCGCCAUCGAUGGUGAACAACGUCACAUGGCUCCGCAGCCCGCUCUCCUCGCGCCGCACGACACACGGCAAACACCAUAGUUUCUACCGGAAUCUGCUCCCCGAAUGGAGCGACUACACCUCGCCCGCAGCACAAGGCACCGGCAACGCCGACUGGCUUGCGCUCUGUGCUGGGCGCGCGGUGAAGAUGCUUCGCGUGUAG